AUGAUGAUACCGUUUCGCCGAUGGGAAUUGCACGAGCUACCAGCACUCACACAAGGAUCUACCAUAGAAAUCUGGUCCGUCAAGACAUGUUCUGCAUUGGACAGUCCAAGAUAUGUUAUAGUAUUUUUCCAAACGAAAAAAGCCGAUAAUUUGCAUGAAGACGUCACCUUGUUCGAUAAUGCCAACAUCAAAUCCAUACGAUUGGCUCUGAAUAGCGACUAUUAUCCGCAAGAACGAAUGCUAUUGGACUUUUCCCGAGACCAAUAUGCUGACGCUCACUUCAACUAUACAGAGUUCAACAAGAGCUACCAUAACUGUCAAGAAAAGCGCUCUCUAGUAAACUUUGCCGAAUUCAAAUCCCGACCAAUGUUUGUUAUCGAUUGCUCGAGGCGCCAUCUGGGUCUAAAGUCGUCCACAGUUGACAUAAAGGAGAAACAGAAGAAAGAGGGAGAACCAGCGGAGCAAGCAUCCGACAAGGGUUCCUCCUCCAGAAAAUCCUUCGUGAACCGGAGGAGACAAAUGCCGCUGCCACCUCCAGGCAAGCCCGGAGGCAUCGACGAUCCGCUGAGAAGGGGCCUCAGCGGGACAGGAGCAGUGAAAAUUAUGAACCAGCCAAUUAGCCUGCUUUUGUAG
This is a messenger RNA of Phaedon cochleariae (mustard beetle), 633 nucleotides long. The record is from the annotation of a GenBank genome assembly. NCBI's taxonomy places the organism in Eukaryota, Metazoa, Arthropoda, Insecta, Coleoptera, Chrysomelidae.